AUGGCUCCCCCGAUACUCAACUCGCCAAUUCAGCUGUCACCAGCGGCGGCGCUGGCCUUAUCCCAGCAAACUCCCGCGUUCUUGCGCAGCUCGCCAUCGACCGUGUCAUCAUCGCCUCUCAGCACCUUAUUCUCCGGCCCCGAGAAGUCAGAACAAUGGCUACAAUACGAAAACCUGAUCGUGUCGUGUCUGCGAACGGGAGAUGACCAGGCCGCCCAUCAAUGCCUCCAGCGCCUCGUCGCCCGUUUCGGAGACGACAACGAGCGGGUGCAGGCGAUCAGGGGACUGGUAAAGGAAGCCGAGGCCCAAGGCAACGGAGCGUUGGAGGAAGUGCUGAAUGAGUACAACCAAAUUCUGAAUGAGAAUGAUGCCAAUAUUCCUAUUGCGAAGAGGCGAGUCGCGCUAUUGCGGUCCAUGGGACGUCUUCCCGACGCGGCGUCAGCUCUCGUGCAGCUUCUUGACUUCUCCCCCACCGAUGCCGAAGCCUGGUCUGAGUUGUCGGAUAUCUAUCUCUCCCAGGGCUUGUACCCACAGGCCAUCUACGCCAUGGAGGAGGUCUUGGUAUUGGCGCCAAAUGCAUGGAAUGUAUGCAGUCCGACCAAGGCACCGAACCUCAGCCCUAUGCUAAUGCACCCAUCACAGAUCCAUGCGCGAUUGGGGGAGCUGCAGUACAUGGCCGCGACUGCCCCGGGCCUGGCCAAUGGCUUGUAUCAAAAGUACAUGGCUGAGGCGGUCAAGCGUUUCUCGCGGAGUAUCGAGUUGUGCGACGAUUAUCUCCGAGGAUACUACGGUCUAAAGCUGGUCUCCAAGAGGUUGCUCAACGAUGGCACCAAGGCAAUAAGGCCAGCAGAUGACAGCGAGUUCGCACUGCCAGACACCAACACCAUUGAACAGCUUAAUGAGCUGGCCACGGCCAAGCUUUCCGAAAUUGUCCGACACAGCGCCGCGAGUGACCGGGGUUGGCGUGGUUACAGCGAAGCUGAGGUUGCUGCAGCUCGAGACUUGCUUGCUGACGAUGCAUCUGCAAUCAAGAGGUGA
This is a messenger RNA of Chaetomium globosum CBS 148.51, 1038 nucleotides long. RefSeq lists its product as uncharacterized. Gene Ontology annotation, cellular component: EMC complex. Gene Ontology annotation, molecular function: protein binding. Gene Ontology annotation, biological process: protein folding in endoplasmic reticulum. The coding region runs from base 1 to 1038 and encodes 345 amino acids. The record is from RefSeq and is a predicted model, not a curated record. NCBI's taxonomy places the organism in Eukaryota, Fungi, Ascomycota, Sordariomycetes, Sordariales, Chaetomiaceae. The transcript has 3 exons.